GAGAAGAAGGAGAAAAAGGAGAAAAACAAGAAGAACAAGAAAAACAAGAAAAACAAGAAGGAAAAAAAGAAGACAAAGACAAAGUUAAAGAAGAAGAAGAAGAAGGAAAAGUCAAGGAGAACAACACCUCAGCAUCAACAUUCGGGCGUCGUUCAAAGAUCACGCGAACAAGGGCCUCUUCCACACGAACAAGGGCCUCCUCCACAUUCACCAAACCCACCACGCCUUCACUCAGACGAGGACGAGUACAAACACCCACCACACCCACCACAUCUACAUCCGAACAAACAAACACCCCCUCCACAUCCAUAUCUAGGCGGACCGAGUCUCCUUCCACAUCCUUAUCCACACAGGGACAAAUGCCGACCUCCUCCACUUCCUUACCAAGAAGGGAUCGAGCACAAACCAUCUCUACGACACCUUCCACUUCCUCACCUUGGCAGGGGCGGACACGGGGUCAGAGUAGCAAGGAGCCAGAGCAGCAGCUUCUCGCCUCGAGCACUCCCAACGCUGUAGAGGGUGCAGCCAAGGACGAAGUGGUGGUCUCGACGACAUACAAAAAGGGGCGUAGGGGUCGAGCCCGUAUAGUGAAGGUAAAGCGGCCUGUGGGUACAGUGGAGGGUAAGGAAGUGGUUAGAGAGGUACAAAAGAUUAGAGACGAUGAGGUGCAGGGUAGGGAACUUGUGAGGGAGGUGGAAGAGGGAGUGCAAGGGAGGGAUCUUGUGCGGGAAGUGGAAAAGGUGGAAGACCAAGUGCAGGGGAGGGAGUUUCUGGAAGAGGAGAAAGAUGAGGUGGUGGAGGAGCAAGACUACUUCGAGCUGGCGGCCAUCACGCCCUCCAACGUGCACUCCCUGACAUGGGGCAGGAAGCUAGGGCCGCUCAAGGCAAACUCCCACUCCCUCAAGCCUCUCACUCAGGUGAUGGAGGACAAAACGACUCCACGCCCACGCCUACCCACACGCCGCCCCAUCUCCCGAUCUACCACAAUCCGUCCAACGUCUCCCUCCUUGCGGCGCCCUUCCUCCCGUUCUACCACCACCAGCACCACCACACUUCCCCCCACCACCACGGAGCCCGAGGCCACCACUUACAGACCAGGCAGCAGGCGGGGCUCCUCCAGCAAACGCCGCGGACAGGGCAGAGGCACCACCAGCAGAGGCAGACCCAACAGCUCUCGUGCUCCCAGUAGAAGCGGCGGCAGAACGCGAUCCUCCACCUCCUCCAGGGAUACGCCUCAGGGAACAGACGCCACCCGCACCCCUAGCAUCAAGCAAAAUUUCGCAGGCGACGUCCCUCGACGCUUGGUGGAGGACGUGCCGCGACUCCCUGCCGAGCCACAGCAGGAGACAGGGAUACAAGACAGCUUCCUGACGCCGCGCCCCACGCCCUUCCCCAAUGUUUCCCCCUCCACCCCAAAUUUCUCCGGGCGCCCGCAAGUUGGUGCCUCCGUCAUCACCCGCCGCCCCACCUCUAAUCCCGCCACCUCUACAGACAUCCCUCCAAUCACAGCCCUUAACACCUUCACCUCACCUGCUCCGACCACCUUCGACUCUCCCUUCAUCAGCACCCCGUUCACCCCACAAAGAUUCACCCCCACCACUAUCCCCGUGGUUACCUCCCCGAGGCCUGUCGCUUUCUCCCCUCGUCCUGUAGUCUUUACUCCGAGCGUCACCCCGUCCCCCUUCGCCUCCGUCACGCCAAGCAUCUUCACUGUCAUCAAUACAGUCACGCCAUCACCCUCUUCCUCGUCGUCAUCAUCAUCAUCUUCAUCCUCUCCCGCAGCACCGUCACUUCCUUCUUCCGGUCCUCCCUUCACCGUCUUCAAUCCCUCGAGGCUUCCUGCAUUCAAUCCAACAUCGCAUCCGCUCUCCUUCACUACGCCACGGCCUCCCUUCGUCAGCACGCCCUCCCCCACCUUCGUCACCACGUCCCAUCCCGCCUUCUUCACCACCAGUCGGCCUUCCUUCAUCAGAUCCCGCCGUCCAAACGUCACUACCCCCAAGCAACCCACGCAACCAUCCACAGGGCGGCCGCUCAACUCCUUCAAUUCACAGUUUGACGCCGUGAACUUUCAAUUCCUGCCGUUCUUUGAGUCCACGAGGAUUAGGUCCCGCCAGGAUGGGUCUGGUAGUAUUCCUUCAGGUUCUGUUCUCAGCAGCAGCAGCCAGGGCCAGCAGAGCCAGCCAGGUACCACCACCACUGCCAGUUUCGUUUCCCUACAUGCCAACAACCCAACACUUCGUCCCGUCCCGCUCAGCACUCCUUCUCCACCGACCCCUUCAAGAGUGUCGAGGCCCUCACUGUCCCCUUUCCAUCACCACGCCUUCCUCUCCCCAGUGAGGGCCUCUCCAACCUCCCCAAGCUUCUCCCCAACACCUACGCCAUCCAGGCUUGCCUUUACGCCUUCCCCAGCUGCAUUUGUUUUUCGGCAGCCCUCGUCACCACCCCUAAGGACCCGCGUCACUUCCACGCCAUCACCAAGAAGCCAAGUCACUUUUUCCACGCCGUCUCCAGGUCCUCGCCAAUUCCCCACGUCCCCUGCCCCAAUAACCCGCCAGCAGCCGUCGUCCCCGACCCCAGGAUCCAGUGUCACCUUCUCCACGCAGCCACCACGGGGCCGAGUCACUUUUUCCACACCAUCCCAAGGAUCCCACCACUUCCCCACAUCUCCAGCUCCAGUGAUUCCUCAGCAGCCAUUUUCUCAGGCCCCAGGGCCCCUUGGUACCUUCCCCACACAAUCGCCAAGGGGUCCAGUCACUUUUGCCCCACCGUCUCCAGGGUCUCGUCGCUUCCCCACGUCCCCAGUUCCAAUUAUCCGCCAGCAGCCCACCUUGCCGCCUCCAGGUCCCCGUGUCACCUUCGCCACUCUGGGGCCAUCCAGCAGGACCUCUGAGGGCGUGGACCUCGAGGAGGAGAACAGAAGCAACUCCUUCAGCUUCCUUAAGAUGGGGCACCAAAGCACCAAGAACCACAUUCAAGACAGACCAAGAGGGCCACAGAUCACCUCCAUGCCCACGCCCACGCCCACGUCCACCUCCAUGGCGCCCUUCUUCCGUUUCUUCUCCACUGAGCGGCCUCCACGCGCCUCAUCCACCACACUUGCGUCUCCCACACUCUCCACUACGCCCUUCAGUGGCUCGUUCCUAAGCUUCAGCGUCCCGACCCCCGCCCCAUCAGACAGAAAAACAGCCUUCACCCCUCAUCCCACGCAGACUCCGAAGACAGUUCUCACCCCUGACGGCCUCAUCCUCCCACAAGCCACGUCCCCCAAAACUAGAGACGCUUUCAGAAUCACGACACCCUCGCCUCCACUCCCUCAGCCUCGCGUCACUAGACCAGCCUCUCCUUUCCUUGCCGCCUUUGGACGCCUUUUCUCUGUAGCAGCGGACCAAGGGCUGCACAGGGGGCCCCAUAUGGGAGUGACUGCCACGCAUGCCCCACCACCACAACCACCAAAACUACUGCCACAAUCGCAACCACUACUGCAUCGACCACUACGACCUGUAACUCCAACACCAACGACCUUACGACCCAAGGACACACCGUCAGUCCAGGCCCACGUCACACCCAACGGUCUGACCGCCUCGUUCGCCACGCCCCAGGCAGCCCGCGAUCUCGCACGUCAGGCCGCCAACACGGGGAAGUCAUUCAUCUUCUUCCGAACGGGUGACAACAUGUACCAGGUGUUAUGGCAGUGACCAAGUGACAGCCAGACCGCCAGGUGAGACAGGUGACCAGGUGAGACUUGGUGAGACCCACUUUAUUUUUAUUUUAGUUUUUAGUAAGUAUUUUUUCUUCCCUCAGUUUGAAUGUUUUUUUUCAUUAAUUUCCCCUUUUAGUGAAAUAUUAUUAUUUUUAGUGCGUCUCUCUCUCUC
This is a messenger RNA of Portunus trituberculatus (swimming crab), 3875 nucleotides long. RefSeq names its product mucin-2-like. The record is from RefSeq and is a predicted model, not a curated record. The coding region runs from base 360 to 3698 and encodes 1112 amino acids. The transcript is spliced from 2 exons. Lineage: Eukaryota; Metazoa; Arthropoda; Malacostraca; Decapoda; Portunidae.